Messenger RNA from Salvia hispanica, 499 nucleotides. The record is from RefSeq and is a predicted model, not a curated record. Lineage: Eukaryota; Viridiplantae; Streptophyta; Magnoliopsida; Lamiales; Lamiaceae.
UUCACAUCUCUUGUCCCUGGCAUGAAAUCUGUUGAUGAAGCAUCAGUUCAAUGGCUCCUGAGCGAGCCCAAAAUCGUCAUUUCCACUGCCAAGAUGGGUCGAACCCUCGAAGACUUGGGCAGCCAUGAACGCGAGAAUAGGGAUGGGAAAAUGCCGACAGUGGUGGAUUGCUACAUGAAUGACAAAGGCGUGUCGAAGCAAGAAGCGAUUAGAGAGUUUGUGGAGCUUGUUGAGAAUGGAUGGGAAGAUGUAACUGCGGAGUGGGCAAAGGGAAGUAGCACGGUGCCUAAGGAAAUGGUGGAACUACUCUUAAACUACGGUCGUAUAGCUGAGAUCACUUACAAUAAUAAAGAAGAUGGCUACACUGAUCCUGAGAAGUAUUUGGGGCCAUUGAUUGCAGCUCUUUAUGUGGAUCCUCUUCCUCUACACAUUUGAUUAUACUCAAUUGAGACAUCUUGUUUAUUUAGCUAUAAAUAAGGUUGAUGAGUUACUUGCUCAA